AUGUCUUACGGAGGUCCUCAAUCCCAAUAUAGCGGUGGCGGCUAUGGAGGUGGUGGCGGCGGCUACGGCGGUGGAGGCUACGGCGGCGGUGGAGGAGGGUACGGUAGUGCUCCUGGCGGGUUCGCCCCUGCUCCCGCUGGGCCGCCUCCCGGCGUGGACCCUCAGCUUUGGAGCUGGUUCUCGGCCGUCGAUAUCGACAGAUCUGGUCACAUCUCUGUUCAUGAGCUCCAGAAGGCACUGAUCAACGGAGAUUGGACUCCCUUCGACCUGGACACGGUCAAGAUGCUCAUGACUAUCUUCGAUACCGACCGCUCUGGUACCAUCGGUUUCCACGAGUUCGCGGGACUAUGGAAGUACAUCAAGGACUGGCAGAACGUCUACCGCCACUUUGACCGCGAUCGGUCCGGCUCAAUCGACACGAACGAGCUCACCGAGGCGCUCCGCCAGUUUGGGUACAACCUCUCCCCUCAGCUCCUGCGCCUUGUUGAGGCCAAGUACGGCUCGGGCCCGCGAAGCGGUGCACACGGGGCACCGCCGCAGGCGCAAGGCAUCACCUUCGACCGCUUCGUCCGCGCAUGCGUCGCGAUCAAGCAGAUCUCGGAGUCCUUCCAGCGCCUCGACACGGACCGCGACGGAUGGGUACAGAUCAACUACGAUCAGUUCAUGCAGACCGUGCUCAGUCUGCCGUGA
Messenger RNA from Epithele typhae, 690 nucleotides. RefSeq lists its product as uncharacterized. The transcript has 7 exons. Gene Ontology annotation, molecular function: calcium ion binding. NCBI's taxonomy places the organism in Eukaryota, Fungi, Basidiomycota, Agaricomycetes, Polyporales, Epitheliaceae. The record is from RefSeq and is a predicted model, not a curated record. The coding region runs from base 1 to 690 and encodes 229 amino acids.